GAUUCCCAGCUCUGCUUAUAGGCACUGCUGCCUCCAAAGAAUGUCAAUUUAAUGGAAAGCAGAAGCACAGCAUCUUCCAGAGCUGCCAUAAGGAAACAAAGCGUCAUUAUCGUUUCUUUCAGUUCUCAGCAUAAAAGGAAGUAACACUUAAUAAAAGCCAUUGGCUGCAAGAUUUCAUAAGAGAGAAAGAAGCAGAGAGAAAGGACGAGAACUGUGCUGUGGAAAAGCAGGUGUGAUUCAUGAAUUAACUGGAGUUUUGAACCCUAUGGGAUACUGAUGAAACAAACAAUUUUCACAGACAUGGAUAAUUCAAGAACACAAGACACUUUUUCACAGUUAAGCCAAGAAAAAAUCCUCAAAAUUAUGAACAUGGUGAAAAAUAAAGAAGUGAGCAUUGAAGACGCUUUGCAUUUGGCACAGAAAGAGGUGUACGCUGAAAAGGAUUCACAGGAUUUGCUAACCGGCUCCCAAUUUAACUUCAUCAUCUACAAAUACAAACAUUAUCGGUGGCAGAAACGAAUUUUGCAGAUUGAUUUCAACACAAGGACCAUUUUUAACAUUGAAAAAGGAAUUAUUAAGAAACAGUUCCCUUUCUCACAAGUCAAAGCCUGUGAAGAUACUGAAAGGAGGCGUUUCAGCAUUGUGUUUCAUGGGCGACAAGAUUAUGAGCUGGAAGCAGUGUCUCUUGAUGAUAAAAGGAAGAUAACAUACCUUCUGAGCAGAGUCAUACAGAGCAAUUCAUGCAAGAGACCAGCAGAGUCAAGCUUUGGAAGACCUGCAGAAUGUGAUGUGAUACAUGAAGGACUGUUGGAUUUGCAGCAAAACACUUGUACAUGCACUGAAUGGGUGAAGUACUUGGUACAACUACAUGAAGGAGAAUUGGCUUUAUAUUGCAUAGAUCUGGGAAGAAAGAACAGCACUGCAGACCCUGUAACAACUACAAUUAAUUUGACAGGUGGUGAUGUGAGUGUCAGCAAGGAAGAUGGAUGCAGUACCUUUUCAAUUCAGACCAAAGAACACAAUUAUUUGUUUCGUAUACCCCUUACUGUCCAAAAUAACAGGAUGGAGGAUGUCAGCAAGCUCCAGAAUGAGUGGGUCUCUCUCAUAGAAAGGUACUGUCAGCUGUGCAAGGGUGCCUCGCUGCCUCAGGAGGGGUCUCAAGGAUGCACCUUCUCUGAAGCUGAUUACGAGGAUUUCACUGAACCUCUGAAUGAACAGAAAGAAGAGAUCUUCCACUUAGGUGGGAGCUCUCCAACAGCCAGUCUGAACAAGUCUUCAAGCCCCCAGACAAAGUUUACAGAGGGGGAAUCAGCCUCAGCAUCACCACCUCUUCCACGUCCCAGAAGCAAGGCAGAGGUUCCACCAGCCCCACCUGCACUCCCACAGCCCUGCAGCCUCACUCCAUUGACAAAGAGAACCAAAGCCUUUCACUGGGAUGUUGUUCCUUAUGAUAAGAUUCAAAAGUCUGUCUGGGGAUCGUGUGACCCAUGCAAGAAAAAAAUAGAUGUAUCCAGACUCUGUGACCAGUUCCAGAUCCAGGAGACUGCAUUAUUUUUAGGCAAUGAACCUUCAGUGAAUCAGCACAUCAUGUUAGAUCGAAAAGUUGCGCAUAACUUCAACAUUUUUCUUAAAAGUUUCCACAUAAGACCAAGUGAGCUGAAAGAAAAACUAUAUAUUGUACAUGAAAAGAAUGGUGGACUUACGGAUGAGCAGAUUACAGCACUAAGAAGAUACAUGCCAACACCAAAAGAUGCAGAAAGGUACCAGUCAUUCAAGGGGUCUUCUUCAGAGCUGCACGUGGUGGAUCAGUUUAUGUUAGAGAUGUGUAAAAUCCCCCACUUAGGCCAGAGGUUGGAUCUUCUGCUUACCAUACGUGAGCUCCCUGUAAGCAUGAGAGAUUUGGAGCCUAUUUGUGUAUUUCAGCUAAUAACCCAGAAAAUCCAAGCAAGUAAGCAGCUGCUAUCCAGCCAAAAAUUUGUUGCUGUCUUGGAGUACAUUUUAGCCAUUGGGAACCAUUUAAAUGAAAAGGCUGGAAAAGAGAAGACAAAAGGAUUUCGAUUGUCAUCUUUGACCAAAUUACCUCUGUUGCGGGGUAAAGAGAAGACAUUCACCUUGCUUCACGCCCUUGUGGAACAGAUCUUCUUACAUGAGCCUGAUCUUGCCAAAUUUUCUGAGGAGUUGACAGAAUUUGAAGCUGUUCCCGAUGCUUCCAUGAAGGGCCUCAGCGCUGAAGUUGAUGUUUUAAAGAAAGAAUUGGAAGACGUUAUUCAGUGCAGGCGGCUUAUUAAACCCAAGACAAUCAAAGUGACAUCCCAGGAGUCACAGUUCUGCAAGGAUCUAAAGGAUUUAAUUCAGAAAUAUGAAGGGGAUCUAUCCCAACUGUCAAAGAGAUGUGAUGAAAUGAAGAAGCUUUACAGCAACGUACUGGUAAAAUUUGGGGAGCCACAAGACCUGGACUCUCAGGAACUGUUUGGAUGGAUAUCUUCAUUCAUUAGUGAGUUUAGGAAGGCCUGUGCUGAAGUUAUGCCAUAAGGACAACAUAAAUCUUAUAAAGAGGUGAGGGAAAGAGAAGACCAGGAAACAACAUUUAAGCUAACUGGUUUGAAAGCUUCUCUACUAAUAAGUAGCCUCUAGUAUAUAGUCUGUACAGCCAUAUACCUUGAUUUUGGGAGAUAUUUGAUUUAUGUGCAAGUGGUAUUUGACCUUUAGGAUAACAGAUCACUUAUGAGGCUCUCUACCUUUUGUGGUGUACGUGCUUUUGUAUUUUGAGAUGCCUGUAUUUUUAGAAAGGACACAGUUUGGAGAUUUUAUAAUCUUUCUUUCUAAUAUUUUCCUUUAAUGUAUAUUGUGUUGAGUUUUAACUAUUACUUUCCAUGAAUAAGCUUCUGUAUGAUCAUCUGUUUUUUUAAUUACUUUUUUCUGUAGUUUUCUAACCAACACUCUACGAGUUUUAUAAUGAAACAGGGAGCUGUUACCCAUAGAGGAGAGUAUUUAGCAAAAAUUCUUGUUUGUUUUUCUGCUAUUGAAGCAUUGCAGCCUUAGUAUGUCAUGGAGAAAGUAUCUGGCUGGGUGGGUUUUGGUUUAUUUUCCCCAAAGUGGUGCAAUAAAACAGUGCUUUUUAUGGCUGAUGUAAUGUAUUCAGGUAAAAUACUAUAGAAGGCAAUCAGGGUGAGAUUUGCCUUGGCAGGAAAAGAAAAAUAUCAGAGGAGCAAAAUAAAAACUUGUCAUGAUGCAUCCAA
Messenger RNA from Pezoporus occidentalis (night parrot), 3239 nucleotides. Its product is annotated as formin-H-like. The record is from RefSeq and is a predicted model, not a curated record. NCBI's taxonomy places the organism in Eukaryota, Metazoa, Chordata, Aves, Psittaciformes, Psittacidae. The coding region runs from base 277 to 2532 and encodes 751 amino acids. The transcript has 18 exons.